Messenger RNA from Rattus norvegicus (Norway rat), 586 nucleotides. It is a transcript of the gene Dppa5l1, whose product is annotated as developmental pluripotency associated 5 like 1. Gene Ontology annotation, molecular function: RNA binding. The record is from RefSeq and is a predicted model, not a curated record. NCBI's taxonomy places the organism in Eukaryota, Metazoa, Chordata, Mammalia, Rodentia, Muridae. Gene Ontology annotation, cellular component: cytoplasm.
GGAGAUCAAAGUUAAGUCUGACCUAGUCUUCAUUGGAAAUUGGUUCCUAACCAGGAAUUAAGAUGGCAACCCUUGUGACCCGUAAAGAUAUCCCCCCGUGGGUGAAAGUUCCUGAAGACCUGAAAGAUCCAGAAGUAUUCCAAGUCCACACGCUGGUGCUAAAAUCUCUGUUUGGCCCACAGGGAUCUCGAAUGCCUCACAUCGAGCAGGUGAGCCGAGCCAUGUUUGAACUGAAGAUUCUGGAAUCUUCCGGACUUACCGAGGUCUUAAUUUAUGGCUCUUGCAACCACAAGCUUCGGGCUAAAUGGAUGCUUCAGUCCAUGGCUGAGAGGUACCGCCUGCGCCAGGAAAGAGGAAUGCUCAAGCUGGAGGAAGCCAUGAAGACCCUGGAACUGGGCCAGUGUUUGGAGUGAAGCCAGUUUCCAGUCAGAAUGACUCCCACCUGCACACACACAGAUUGAGCCGAGGCUGGUGUUUGGUUCUGGCGUGGUUUUUAACUACGUUAUAUCCUUUAUAGUCUAACGAGAUAUUCCUGGAUCCCCGCUGUGACUUCUGAUGAGAAUAUCUCUUUUUCCAAGGCUGUUAU